This is a messenger RNA of Pogona vitticeps (central bearded dragon), 1825 nucleotides long. The record is from RefSeq and is a predicted model, not a curated record. NCBI's taxonomy places the organism in Eukaryota, Metazoa, Chordata, Lepidosauria, Squamata, Agamidae.
CCCCUUCUCUCCCAGCGAUUUGGGCUAGUCCGGACCCGCCCCUCUGGAAAGAUGGCGGCGCCCGGAGGAGCCGAGGCUACAUGGAACCGCUUAGUGGUCCCUUGGCCCGCCUGCAGCGCUGCCGUAGCCGUGCCGGCCCAGCACGUCGCAGUGAGCCACUUUUCAGCCGUUAAAAAGGAGUGUCAUCAUGCCGUCAACGCUCUAACUAAGAAAGCUGUGAUUGCAGAACAGAGCCUCCUGCAUUCCAUCCUUUAUUCCUUUCGCUACCAGAUGAGUCGUCAUAGGCCAUACCAGUCUCUCAAACAGGUGGAACAAUGCUUGAAGCGUUUAAAUCUAAUGAAUCUGGAGAAGCCAAUUCAAGAUCUUAUUAAUUUGGACUCCAGGAACCAGAAAUCUGAAAAUCCAGCAGAAUCUUUGAUUCCCAGCCAGCCUGUGAUAGAAGUGGUGCUAGUAAAGAUACUGGGUGGUUGCAAACUUGUUCUGCGUUUACUAGAGUGCUGUUGCACAUCAUUUCUUUUGUCUGUUAAGCACCUGCAUUUAGAAGAGUACAUACUGUUGAAUACUCUGGUGUUGGGGUUGCUGAGCCGAUUAUGGAUUCUUUUUAGAGGCCUGUUAAAAACUCUGAGUUCCUUAUAUAAGAGUUUACUUGAAUUGCUUCAGAAGGUUUCAGAGAUACAACCAAGGCCUUAUAUUAAAGGAUUUGCUUUUCCUUCUGACAUAAAUGAAUUUCUGGGAACCCCUGCUUCGGAGAUUAAGAAGAAAAUGCCUAGAGGAUUUGUAAUCAAACAAGCUGGAAGUGGAUGGAUGAACCGAUUGUUCACGGUUAGGAAGACUGCACCUCAGUCUCUGGCUUUGACUGCAGCAGCUCCUGCAAGAGUGAGAAAGAAGAUGAGGAGUUCCCAGAACACGCUGGAUAUUGGGACACCAGUUCUGGUCAAGAGAACUGACCAAGUUCUUGGAAAGGAGCUGAAGUUUGACAUCAAGGCUUUAUGCAAGUACCCUAAUUCUGCCUUACAGAAUGUCAAAUUCAGAGUAGAAUCUCCUGAAUCAAAAAGGAGGCCCACUUCUAACUCACUGAGGUGUCAACAGCUUAAACCUUUUGUGUCCAAAUUUCAAGAGGCAAGCUCCUUUGAAGAAUUGACAGACACACUGAAAACAACAAUUCUCUGGUGCAAAACUAACAAACUUGGACCAGAAGCUUUCUUCUUGGGAAUGAAGCUUCUUAAAAGUAGGCGGCUGCAGCAUGUGGAAGCACAGGGUUGCAGAUUGCGGAGAAAACUUGGCUGUAUGAAAGCUACUCUUUGUAAAUAUCUCACACUUUCAAACUGCAUAAGGAGACCAAACAAAAUGCUCAGAGCAUAUUGGUUUCUACGAAAGCAUCACAAACUAUUGAAGCAGCCAAGAUGUGUUUCAAAGAGAACACCAACAAACACUCCUGUAUUUGCCAAGGGUCAGUGGUCUAAUUCCUUGCCUCAAGUGUUGACUGAUGCCACUGGAAGCAGGACUGAAACUACUGAAGAACAAGGCCUUGUGGCAGUAGAAAGAAAUUCUACACAUAUACAGAGGAACAAAGCUGAGAAUAAAGAUGAUAUUGAUGAUAUUUUUAAAAUAAUAGGUCUAUAAUACAUUUUAUUAAACUAACUUCUAACUAGUCCCAUUUUUCUUUGUAUACUUUAAUUAAAAACAAGUUUUUGAUAAAUAUGAGCAGAUGAAAGUAACUGUUGCUGUUCUUGCUUUUUAUGUUUUGGUUAAGUAUUAUAUUGUAAAUUUUGAAAACUACAUCAAGGAUGGCGGUGUGGAGAGAAUAAAGGACUAGGACGCAGAA